GCGGGACUCGGCUGUGGUUACUUUGUGUCCGGAUUCGGGGAGGAGAAACAAUGUGGAGCCGAGUGAUUGGGGCAAUUGGCUCCAUUCUGAGGUCGUUGCUUGACUUCAUUUUGAACCUACUUCAGCUCAAAGUUAAGGGUCCACCAGUCACACUUGAGGACCCAAAUACGAAGUAUCCGCUGAGGUUGAUCGAUAAAGAGAUUGUUUCCCGUGACACCCGGAGAUUCCGCUUUGCCCUUCCUUCUCCAGAGCAUAUCUUAGGCCUGCCAGUUGGGCAACAUAUCUACUUAUCAGCAAAGAUUAAUGGAGAACUUGUGGUCAGGCCAUACACCCCUGUCUCCAGUGACGAUGAUAAGGGCUAUGUGGAUUUGGUCGUCAAGAUUUACUUUAAAGGUGUUCACCCCAAGUUCCCUGAAGGGGGUAAGAUGUCCCAGUACCUGGAGAGUUUGAGACUGCAAGAUGUGAUUGAUUUCAGAGGGCCCAGUGGAUUGCUUGUCUACAAGGGAAAAGGUAAGUGAGAGAUUCCACUUCGUUCUCCCAGAUU
Messenger RNA from Rhincodon typus (whale shark), 544 nucleotides. Its product is annotated as NADH-cytochrome b5 reductase 3-like. NCBI's taxonomy places the organism in Eukaryota, Metazoa, Chordata, Chondrichthyes, Orectolobiformes, Rhincodontidae. Gene Ontology annotation, cellular component: mitochondrion. Gene Ontology annotation, molecular function: oxidoreductase activity; FAD binding. The transcript has 5 exons. The record is from RefSeq and is a predicted model, not a curated record. Bases 51 to 518 code for a protein of 155 amino acids.